Messenger RNA from Podospora pseudocomata, 429 nucleotides. RefSeq lists its product as uncharacterized. Bases 1 to 429 code for a protein of 142 amino acids. The record is from RefSeq and is a predicted model, not a curated record. The transcript has 4 exons. Lineage: Eukaryota; Fungi; Ascomycota; Sordariomycetes; Sordariales; Podosporaceae.
AUGGCGUACCCUGGCCAUCACUUUGCAAGCUAUUUCAGCAUUUCCCAAAGGACGCAUGCACGCCCAAUUCGAGUUUUGAUUAGAGUCAGUCAACCAUUCUCCAUCAACCGCCCAGAGUACAAGAAGACUGUCUGUUUCAGAGACAACAGAUGCCGCAUCCUCGACAUGCUGGUCGACCUUGGUGGUUGCUGCAUCGACAGUGGUGCAACUCUCUUGGAUGCGUUUGGUGCAACGCUGAAUGAAAUUGAAGCCCUGGCAGAGCUCCCGAAAUGGUGCUGGCAACACGGUACCAGACUCGUCGAAGUCAUGAAACGCCUUUUGAAUUGCAUGAGCGUAUCUAGCAAGCUCGUCGGCGAGCUUUGUAACAUCAGGGUUAUACACUAUGGGUUUUCUGUGACGCCUCGGAGACCGGGCAUAGCGAAGUUUUGA